This is a messenger RNA of Oreochromis niloticus (Nile tilapia), 3027 nucleotides long. It is a transcript of the gene nf2a, whose product is annotated as NF2, moesin-ezrin-radixin like (MERLIN) tumor suppressor a. Lineage: Eukaryota; Metazoa; Chordata; Actinopteri; Cichliformes; Cichlidae. The record is from RefSeq and is a predicted model, not a curated record. Gene Ontology annotation, molecular function: actin binding. The coding region runs from base 608 to 2383 and encodes 591 amino acids. Gene Ontology annotation, cellular component: cytoskeleton. The transcript is spliced from 16 exons.
UGCAUCAUUGGAUGAGAUGGCUAACAAGUGGUUAGCAGCGGUUAGCUGGUAUUUCGCUUCCUUUUUAGCGUAGUUCAUGUGUAACAAGUUAAGUGUUUUGACGUCUCCAGGCGGAAUGAUUUGGGUGAGACGCAUAAAUCUGAACAUUAUCGUAUUUCUUACGGAUCUAUGUAAAGUUGUUGCCACUUAAGGGUUCAUAUUAUAUGUAACCUUAGUUAGCUAACUAGUAGCAAGCCUAAGACACUACGCUGUAUUUAUCUGCUUGGGAUGAAUGUAUUGAUAAUUUUCUUUUUAGGAGUUAAAGGGAAAAAAUAACAUAAAUACGUAAUUGCGGGACAACAAUAGAGCAAUAACAUGCCAGUUAAAGUCUUAAAAACCCAUGUAACUCUCGUUUGAGCAUCCAGCGAUAGAUGAACAAUUAAUACUAAGUCUGGAAAGUCACAUGCACAGCUGUGCUUAUCUUUCAACUAUGCCGGAUGACUCGUCUUCUAUUUCCACCAGAGAGUUAAAGAAGUUAAACAAAAUGGCUUGACCGUGCACUCAGUUUGUAGGUAAGUGUAGGAGCGACUCUGAACAAUAGAAUUGUUAGUUUUUUGAACUGUUCGCCAUGGCAAGUGCCUUAGCAGCAAAAAUGGGAUUUAACUCGCUGAUGAGAAAACAAGCGAAGACCUUCAACGUCAGGAUCUCAACAAUGGAGUCAGACCUGGAGUUCAGCUGCGAGGUCAAGUGGAAAGGAAAAGACCUUUUUGACUUGGUGUGCCGAACUCUUGGACUGAGAGAGACAUGGUUCUUUGGCCUCCGGUAUAACAUCAAGGACACAGUUGCAUGGCUUAAAAUGGACAAAAAGGUUCUAGAUCAGGAGGUGCCAAAAGAAGAACCCAUCAUCUUUCACUUCCUGGCCAAGUUUUACCCUGAAAAUGCAGAGGAGGAGCUAGUGCAGGAUAUCACACAACAUCUCUUCUUUCUACAAGUGAAAAAGAAGAUCCUUGAGGAAGAGAUUCAUUGUCCCCCUGAGGCGUCUGUGCUGUUGGCCUCCUAUGCUGUCCAUGCUGAGUACGGAGAUUAUGACCCUGCUGUUCACAAGCCUGGCUUCUUGGCUGAGGAGGAACUGCUGCCAAAGAGGGUGAUUAACUUGUACCAGAUGACUCCAGAAAUGUGGGAGGAAAGGAUCACAGCAUGUUAUGCAGAGCACAGGGGUAGGACUAGGGAUGAAGCUGAGAUGGAGUAUUUAAAAAUAGCUCAGGACCUGGACAUGUAUGGCGUGAAUUACUUUUUAAUCAGGAAUAAAAAGGGAACAGAUCUUCUUCUGGGAGUAGAUGCCCUGGGGCUGCACAUAUACGAGCCAGACAACAAGCUGACACCCAAGUGCUCCUUUCCUUGGAAUGAGAUUCGCAAUAUCUCAUACAGCGACAAAGAGUUUACAAUCAAACCUCUGGACAAGAAAGCCAAUGUUUUCAAGUUCAACUCUUCACGGCUAAGAGUCAACAAGCUGAUCCUCCAGCUAUGCAUUGGGAACCACGACCUGUUUAUGCGCCGGCGGCGGGUGGACUCACUUGAAGUACAGCAGAUGAAGGCUCAGGCCAGAGAAGAGAGGGCGAGAAAACAGGUAGAAAGACAACGUCUGCAAAGGGAGAAACAGCUGCGGGAGGAAGCGGAGAGAGCCAGGGAUGAAUUGGAGAGGAGACUAAUUCAGCUGCAGGAUGAAGCUGACAUGGCCAAUGAGGCACUGCUGCGUUCGGAGCAGACGGCGGACCUGCUGGCUGAAAAGGCCCAGAUCGCAGAGGAGGAGGCCAAGCUGCUGGCCCAGAAAGCCGCCGAGGCUGAGACAGAGAUGCAGCGUAUCAAAGUGACUGCCAUCCGUGGCCAGGAAGAGCGGCGACUCAUGGAACAGAAGAUGCUGGAGGCAAAGAUGGUAGCCCUCAAGAUGGCCGAGGAGUCAGAAAGGAGGGCCAAGGAGGCUGAGCAGCUGAAACAGGACCUGCUGGAAGCCAGGGAUUCUGAGCGCAGAGCAAAAAACAAGCUGCUGGAGAUUACCAGCAAGGCUGUCUAUAUGUCUCCAGGACUGGCACCUGACAGCAUGCCUCAAGAUGUCAGCUUCAGUAGAGAGAACCUCAGUUUUGACUUUAAAGAUACUGACAUGAAACGUCUAUCCAUGGAGAUCGAGAAGGAGAAGGUUGAGUACAUGGAGAAGAGCAAGCACCUGCAGGAACAGCUGAAUGAGCUGAAGACGGAGAUUGAAAGUCUGAAGCUGAAAGAGAGGGAGACUCCUCUAGACAUCAUUCACAAUCAGAACACAGAACAGGGGACCAGCAAGCACAGCAACUUUAAAAAGCUUACACUACAGAGCACCAAGUCCAGGGUUGCCUUCUUUGAGGAACUUUAAACAACAGAGCUGCAGAGAUGAGGAUGAACAACUGCCAAGAACCUCUUCUAUAUGCACUCCUGGUCAGUUGAAAAGACAGAUCACCCUGCAAGGCUUUAUGGUUUUCUUCCUCCUGAAAAACACUGUGGACAAAAAAAAAACAAAACAAAAACAUGCCCACUGCCUUAAUCUGCACCAAAUCUUGGUGCCUUGUGUAUGCACAAAUAAGAAUGCAUGCCUGUUCCUGCACUAAAUCUUAAAUUCAUUCUUAAAAUGAGUGCUUGUUUACAGUGAGAGUGUGUUUCAUACAGCACAAGCUCCAGGAAUGUUUUGAAGUGAACUUGUGUGUGGGAUUUGUUAUUGUCAGAGAAUAAGCAUUGACAGUGAAAAAGGGAGGGAAACAGUACUGUGGUGCUUAAAUUGGUUAUUAUAUCUUGUCCAGCUCUGUAUUAUCUGAUUGCAGAGCUGUUUCAUAAUUCAAGAAGAAAUUAACGUGAACAGAUCUGAGCAAGAGAGGUGAUCAUUAUAUAUCAAUCCCACUUUGAAGCAAAUGUUUAAUAUUUAGUGUUGUAAACAACAACUCAUCUUAAACUUCCCGCUGCUUCAACCAUUUCUUAUAGUCAACUUUACUGAUAAUCCUGAUGGAUUCCACCUUUGGAAUUGAA